AUGGCCUUUUGUGCGCCAAAAGAGGAAGUGGAUUUGGGUAUUCAGCCUCUGAGAUCUUCUAUUAGUGCUAAUCCUGUAAUCACGGGUCUGAGCAAUGAUGAAGCUCGAAUAUCCUUACUUCACGAAGCUGAGAAAGUGCUGAUUGAACAGCAUCCUCGUGUCUCUUUAACUCCUGCUGUCAUUGGAUAUUUGUUACGGCCAGAGAAUAUCGUCACGUAUCUCAGCAUCCUGGGACUAUUAGCCGACUUUAUCUGCUCAAGAGUGUCUGGAUCAACCUAUGUCAGUCGUGAUGCUGCCAUCCUCGUAGAAGCUGUAUUAUUAGCAGUCGUCGCAACCUGGAAUCUAUACAUGUGGUCACGAGAAUUGCAUCUCACAGUCUUGGAAAUGAGAACUAGAGUGCAACGACUCUUGGACCAACUGAAUAUGUUUAGCCUUUCUCAGAAACAGGAGAUGAAGAUACCAACACAUAUUCCUACUGUAGCCUUGGUUCGAGUGUAUCGAAGUAAAAUGUGGCAAAAUCACCCUACAGGCUUACUAGUACAGGGAGAUGUCAUUCAGUUAUCAUUAGGGGAUACAACUCCCUGUAAACUUCAACUCUUACAACCAGUUUCAAACGGCUGGGUGUUGGAAAAGUUUAUUCUAUAUCGAAACGUAAUGUUGACUCCCAAAGUCCUCGAAUCUCCUGACGAAGAUGAAGCCGAAAUAGAUCCUGAAAGCCCUAUAAAAGCAUGGCCACCGAACGAAGGUGGAACUACUGCUGGACAAUACUAUUUUAAGGUACUCGAAACACAUAUAGGCGACACACUUAAAGCUGCUCUACUAAUACGACGACCUGAAACCAUCAUUGUACGGCAAUUACAAAUGCUGGGUAAUUUAUUCUCUCGAUAUAUUGUAUGGGUCAUGAUCCUGAUUCCCUUCAUCAUCAAUCUGGCUCGAUUCCUUAUACGGACGGAUGCAUACGAGGGUCCAAGAUACGCCCUCGCUGUACAAAUGUUGAUUACAUUACAAGUAUAUGUACUGUUACCGCUUCUACCAUUGUCGAUACCGACUUUGGCUAUUGCUGCUCGUAGUUACGGAAAUGCUCAAAUCUUGUCCUUGUUUGAUGCCUUGCAAACCUCCAAGGCGGAAUUCAAGGAUGAUGAAGAUGUUGAUGAGUUUGAUAUUGCUCCGCCACCUACAAAGGAUAUUCAUCUAGAUCCUCGUGUGGUGUGGAAGAAAUUCCUUGCUCAAAUGACAGAUAUUGAUGUUGGAUCAUUGGCAAGGACUACCGGACUGGUUGAGUCUUUGGCUAGUACAACCGUUAUAUGUGCUCUUGAUCGGGAGGGUACAAUUGCAUCGCCCAUCCCGUCUGUAGAACAACUCUUCUUCUUAGACCAAGAGGGAGAGCCUGUAGUCAUUGAUGUGAUCGAAGAUCAGAAUGAAGCUCAUGGCAUUUACUUUGAGGAUAGAGAUUGGGAGAAACACAUAAAAUUACUGAAGCCCUUGGGUCUGGAGACAUUGUUAAACACAGAUUGUACAGUCUUUCAAGGAAGGAAACGGAAUGAUAAUCAUCGGAAGUCCAAUAACAUGCAUCUACAUGGGCGUGUGCAACCAGCUCGACAGACAUGUUUGUGUCGAAUUGGACGUGAAAUUGGAUUUAUUGAUGAUGCUCUCAAGUCAUUCGUGUCUCGCAAAAUCAUUCAAACAUUUGCUCCGCUUCAUCCGAGUGUCUCACAAACUGAGGCACUCUAUCAUUUCGAGAUACCGAGCAUGUACUCUCAAGUGUUUGAAGAGACCAACUCUGGUACGUUGCAACUCUUUUCAGAUGGCACAUGGGAUCUAGUUCUCGAUCUAUGUGGUGAAUACUGGAAUGGAAAGACUUUGGAACUCAUGACUGAGAGUAUCGAGGAAGAAAUCAACGAGUUCGCUCAAAAGUGCAGUAUCGGUGAUAUGCAAGUCGUUGCAUAUGCAUACCGACCUGUACUCAAGUUACCGGAGAAUGUCACUGGCAAUACUCUAUUAGACGGUGACUUGGUCUACAUUGAACUUGGUGAUUCAACAGAAGAUCACCUCCACGCCAGCGAAUCUGGUCGAAUAUCACCACCACAUCUACUCUCACCAAUUACAUCUAGCACUGGCAAUGGCGUUCCAGUGGAUUUAAAUGGAGCACAACGACCAUCUAUAUCCUCACUUGAUCAGCAAACGCAGUCGAUUAUAAGCCGUUCUAAAGAUUACAGUGCUGGACAUUCACCCAUGGGUCAUACUAGACCUAUAACUGCUCGUAUAUUGAGCGAAGUUGAUUCAAUUGAUUCUGGAGUUGCUAUGGAGAAGGAUCGAUUCUUUAGAGAGUUGAUUAAGGGUCAGACUUUCUUGGGUAUGGCAGCCAUGUCGUAUCAACCUAAGUCUGAUGUGGUCUCCUUUAUUGAAGAUUUGAGGUUGGCUGGUAUACGAUUUGUAUACUUUUCAUCCUCUCCUGAACGUGAAAGCAAAUCAUUCGCAGGUGAAAAACUUGGUCUAGAGAUUGAUUGGAAUAGCUGUAUACUAUUAUCAUCCUCUGACUCCUCGUAUCUGGAUCCACAUGAUCGAAAAGCACAACUCCCACGUGGCAUAGAUAAUAUUCGAAAUCACAUCAAGAAUGUGGAUGAUAUCCCACUUCAUGUUUCCUUGUUUGCUGAAUGCAAUCCAAGGACUACACGAGAGAUGGUUAAAAUCUUUCAAGAGAAUGGAGAAGUGGUGUGUUGUAUUGGUAGUUCCCUUUAUGAUUCGAAUGUUGAGUUGUUUGCUGGUGCGGACAUUGGAAUUGGAGUAGAACCUCUAAGUGUUUUGAAAUCGCGAGGUCAUACAACAGGUCCUAUAUCACCACUAGUAGCUCAAUCUUCUUUUACGACUUUGCCGUGUGCACUCUACCUACAUUUCGAUACCUCAUUCUAUAUCUUGACUCAAGUUAUUGGAGAAGCGAGAACGUUGGCCGCUAAUGCUCGUCAGGGCUUUCUUUUCCUUGUUGGUGGACUAUCAUGCAUAUCAACCAUUCUAGUAUUUUCGUAUUGCUUGCUGUUACCGCCCAUCAUGACUGGCUAUCAAAUCAUUUGGUUAUCAUGGCUGAUGCUACCCUUAAUAUCCACGGCAUUCUUGUUUACUGAAGCAGAUGAAGAUGUUAUGAUUAUGAUGCCAGUCAAAAACCAAGAACACCUAAAAGACAUUUGGAGGUAUUCGUGGUAUCUCACUGCCAGAUUCUUGGUACCAGUAGGUACCACAGUGGCUGUUUAUGCCAUGAGUCUUGGUGACUUGAUUUAUAGGACGGAAGUGACUACAAUAUUUGGACCUUACGAAGUAUUGGACGAGAGGUCGAGAUGGGCUGUUCUAGUAGCGCAGAACUUGGGAAUUGUGACUUAUGUCUUGUGUGUCGGUAAGAAAAAAGUAAUCCACGCCGUCGAAUCGAUGAUCGACAACAGUAUAACAUUUGUCGUUUGCCUGCAGUAG
Molecule: messenger RNA, 3459 nt
Organism: Synchytrium microbalum
Lineage: Eukaryota; Fungi; Chytridiomycota; Chytridiomycetes; Synchytriales; Synchytriaceae
Exons: 16
Coding region: 1-3459 (1152 amino acids)
Molecular function (GO): nucleotide binding
Source: RefSeq, a predicted model, not a curated record